GCUGCUAAUAAGACAGAAACAACACCAACUAGAGAAGUUAUCAUGAACGACGACGGCAUACAACAUGGAAAAUCCAACGUCCCUGCCACUGGCUUCUCAAGCAGCUGGAACGUAGGAAGCGAUGCCGUUGUGUACUGGAAUUAUGGUGGCAUGGCAGCAGACAAGUGCGAGACAUGA
Messenger RNA from Colletotrichum navitas, 177 nucleotides. RefSeq lists its product as uncharacterized. The annotation marks the transcript as partial. The transcript is spliced from 2 exons. The record is from RefSeq and is a predicted model, not a curated record. Lineage: Eukaryota; Fungi; Ascomycota; Sordariomycetes; Glomerellales; Glomerellaceae.